AUGACAGAGAAUGUCAAAAUCAUUCAGCAAAGGCUCAAAACUGCACAGGGCCGACAAGAAAGUUAUGUGGAUCAGCGAAGAAGGGACUUAGAGUACAAAGUGGGAGAUCAUGUAAUCGUCAAAGUGACCCUGAUAAAAGGGCAUGCGAGAUUUGGUAAAAAAGGAAAACUGACUCCUCGCUACAUUGGACCGUUUCAGAUCCUUGAGAGGUUGGGUCAUGUUGCUUAUCGUAUUGCCUUGCCAACGGGAAUGGAACAAGUGCACAACAUUUUCCUUGUAUCCAUGCUUCGUGGGUAUCUUAGAGAUCCGUUCCAUGUGAUUGAUUACCAUCGGAUUGCUCUAGAUGAUGAUAUGAUGUAUGAAGAAUAG
This is a messenger RNA of Camellia sinensis, 369 nucleotides long. The record is from RefSeq and is a predicted model, not a curated record. NCBI's taxonomy places the organism in Eukaryota, Viridiplantae, Streptophyta, Magnoliopsida, Ericales, Theaceae.